AAGAAAUUUGAGCCUUCGAGUGGAAAGGUUCAUCUGCCUAACACGCAACAUGCGACAGCUGGCUCCACUAAUCUCAGGCCUGGGAUAGCGUUAUAUUCUGAAAAGGCUUUUUUGUUGUUGUUGCUCACUCAAACCUUAAAUAAUCGUACUGCUUAACAUGAGUUUAGUUUUUAUAUCUUGGUAGUUAUUACUUAGUACCUGAUUAGAUGAUAAAUCACUCAAAAGGACGGUCCUACGGCUUAUGACUUCCUCAUUCUCCCACUAAAUCCGCCUAGUAACAAGUCUAUAAGAGGCAUUAUUGUUAGAGUCCUAUAACCCAAUUAGGAGACUGGAUAAAAUUAAAUUACAGAAAAGAUUCCUUAACACACACACAAAAAAAAGAGUUAAGUUUUAAAGGUGGUAGCUUAUGAAGUCUGACCAACACAGAGGCCUAGCUAUAGAAUCGUUCCACUGUGUUUAGUAUCUUAAGAAAUCCCAAUAAUUGUAUCAUGAGACUAGUAUUCACCGGAUUUUUUAUCAUAUUGCUUCUAGGUUGUGUUUUUUCACUUACACAUAAGGAGACAAUUGUCAAUCGAAUAUUGGGAAAUUCUAAUAGAAAUAUUUCAUCUAGUCUUUGUAAAAAUUGUGAGAAAAAUGAAUACGAACAACGUCUUGGAUACGAAGAACUGAAGCAGCUGAGACUUGAAAUAAUCAAAAAUGACGUUCUCAGAAAAAUGGGAAUGAGUCGACCUCCGAUUGUGGAUGUUGGACAGCAGUCGUCAUACAUGCGUUUGUUGGCCCAAAAAUACAUACUUGAAAGGUUAAACGCAGUUUCACCUUCGUUAGAAGAAGGAACUGACAGUAUUUACGGAAACGCACGAAAUAUUUUUCUUUUUCCGGAAAACAGCACUCGGAAAUAUUUUAAAGACACAGAUGCCAAGACAGCGCUCUUUACCUUUCAACUCAAACCUGAAGUUUUGAUGAAUCAUGUCAAAUCACUAGAACUACAAGCUCUUGUAAAAAUGGAAAAUUCGGAAGUAGUGUUAAAUCAAACUUUCAUGCUUCUGGAAUGGAGGAAACAGGGUAAUAACUGGACUUCUUACAUCAUUGCGAUUAAAGAAACUCCAAUAAAUAAUGAUUGGCUAAAAGCUGACCUGACACACAUUGGAUUGCAGUGGAUAAAAGAAAGACGAAAACUCCACCUAGAAAUAAGGUGCAUCACUUGUAGUGAUGAUUUCCUAAACUCUGCAAUAUCUUUAAACGAAAACAUUAAGCCUCUUUUAAGUUUUCGAGUGCAGUUUUUAAAUCGUUUAGGAAGAAGAAAGCGGAAUGUUCAGAAUUGUUCAGCAACUACCACUCAGUGUUGUCGAGACAGUCUGCAUGUUUCUUUCAGCGAACUAGGAUGGCAAGAUUUUAUAAUCUACCCUGCAGGAUACGACUCCUACUACUGUCGAGGCUCUUGCCUAGAGGACGUCAGUCUGGCACACUAUCAUCAUACUACUGUUGUUCACAGGUAUCUAACAAGGCUCCAUCCCAGCAAUAAACCCCCUCAGCUUAGAUUAUGUUGUUCUCCUUCGCGUCUUUCGUCCAUAACCUUGCUCGUAGCAACACAUAAUGACACUAUUGUACAAAUGGAGAUACCUAAUGCUGUCGUGGAAGAGUGUGAGUGUAUUUAACGUCCUUUCUAUAAUCUUUUAAAAAUUAAACUUUAACAAUAAUAAUGUAAUAUAUUUCACGCUGUAAGUUUUUUAAAUAACAAUUUUUCUAGAUUAUGCGACGAAUAGCAUGAUUAUUAUUUCGCUAUUUUUAUUAAAAAAGACUCCAAACACGAAUUUCAAUAUCACAGAGAAGCUCAAGGGCAUCACGUGCGCAAAUGAUGCAAGCUGCUUGUGUAAGAUCAAGGAGAUAAAAGUAAAUGUUGUAUAGACGCCUUGUUGUAUUAUUUUUAAUUUUGUAAUUGAUAUUUUGCCAAAAAAAGCAUCAUAUCAUGUGAAUGAUAUUAAUAAAAAAAUAGAUGUAUAAGAGCAGGUGGUGUCCAUGUGACAAUAUUUUUUACUUCUAAUGACUUGAAUCGAUUUUAGAUUUGGAAUCGUAUCAAUGGUGUUUUUAAAAUAACUUCAAAUAUCAGUAAGAAGCAAUCAGAUAAAAAUAAUUAUUAGUUACUCCUUCACAUAUCGUUAAAAGUGUACUCGCCAUUUCAGCAAUAUUACAAUAAGCAUGAUGAAACUAAUGGAGAGCAUGGUUUGAAAUUUGAAUGAGACUACUAUUUCACCUUAUGAAAAGCAUUUGGAAAUUUAGAAAUUUACGCAAAUCUCAGUCAUACAUGAGAAGUGGCUUGAAUUUUUUUUUAUUAUGCUAACUAUGAAAAUAUAUUUAUUAGUUAUUUCCGGUGUUUUUUCUCGAACAUAAUAUGAUCGAUAAAGCGCACUUUGUUUAAAACUUUUGCAAGUUCGCCUAUUUUAAUAUUUCAGCACAGGUAAGUCAGUGCUGAUCAUAUUAAGCAAGAAAAUUAAGUCAAUAAUAGGCCUAACGAUUUUUCUCACCUGGAAAUAAUAUUUAUAGAUAAUUGUGACAUCUGGCGUAUGUUUUGUGAAAUAAUAAUUUAUUUAAAGCAGAUAUUUUGGCUACAAAUUACUUAUUCAUUACAUCAGGUAUUUCGCUUUUGUAAUUUUUCUUACUUUAAUGUCACUGAUUUUUGGAUUUAAGUAUUAAAAUCCCUUUUAUUGGGGAAUUCACCUACACUUACUUCUUGGUUCAAAAAUUUUGUCAGGGAGACAAUCAAAACUUUACAUAUUUUGUGUUGCGUCUUAAUUUCCCAGUCUUCUACUUGAGCUUGAGAUUAAUCUUGCUUUAAAGAUGUGUUCAUAAUUAUUCGCGUAAAAAAUUCUAAUUCUUAA
Messenger RNA from Limulus polyphemus (Atlantic horseshoe crab), 2876 nucleotides. Its product is annotated as growth/differentiation factor 8-like. Bases 489 to 1655 code for a protein of 388 amino acids. The record is from RefSeq and is a predicted model, not a curated record. Gene Ontology annotation, cellular component: extracellular region. Lineage: Eukaryota; Metazoa; Arthropoda; Merostomata; Xiphosura; Limulidae. Gene Ontology annotation, biological process: SMAD protein signal transduction. The transcript has 2 exons. Gene Ontology annotation, molecular function: cytokine activity; growth factor activity.